Molecule: messenger RNA, 1202 nt
Organism: Colletotrichum godetiae
Lineage: Eukaryota; Fungi; Ascomycota; Sordariomycetes; Glomerellales; Glomerellaceae
Exons: 4
Coding region: 126-935 (269 amino acids)
Source: RefSeq, a predicted model, not a curated record
GGGGUUGAUUUGGCAGAGUCGACUACAUGUAGACACCGGCUCUCAAGUUGUGUGAAGAAUUUCAGUAAUUAUUAGUCUGUCAUCACGUAGUGUUGCAUCAAACUCUAUUCUUCGGCAUUACUACGAUGCCUUAUUCAGACGAACUUCCCCAAACAAGAACCCCUCUGCUCGGCAAUAGUGGCCAGUCAGAGGCAGCAGCUAGAAUACGAUCGACUUCAUGCAGCGUCAAGAAAAAGAGUAGCAACGCCGUGUCUUUCAUCGUCCACGUCUUCCGCGGCGGUCUCUUCUCACCACCGACCCUGACAUACGACCCUUUACUCCUCUUGCUGAAUCACGAUGACCAGGACGAAAGAAAUAGGCUCACGGAGAAAUGGAAGGACAACAAGCUACAAGAACUGAACUUCGUAGGCGUCGUGGCUGCCUUACUCGCGAAUGUCCUCACAUCUACCGGAUCGUGGCCCAACCUCUUGCCGCCUGAGACAACUACGCCUUGGCCCGUGCGGACCUGCUGGUUUUGCGGAAUCGCGUUCGCGCUUGCCAGCGUCUUAACGGCGGCGGACCAAACCAUUCGACUGCAUAGAAUGGCUGGACACCGAGAUGGUCUGGUACUUAUUCGGCAGUCACUGCGUACCCAGGAGCGCGUCUUGGUCGGCACUGAGUGGAAGUAUCGCCCUCGGAAAUUGCAGGUCUACGCCUGGCAGUUGUCGGUUGUGUUCCUUGCAGGCGCGGUAUUCUGCAUGAUCUCAGGGAUGAUAUUCCUGGUCUGGAGUGCUGUGGCUGAAGACAUUGGCAGAGGAAAAGGGUUUGAUGACAACGGCAAGGUGGCUGUGAUAUUCACAUCAUUUGCACUGAUCACGGCUGUCAUCUUCGGACUUGGUCAGACAGCGCUUUACUACCCGGUUCCAAAGGGGGGCGACAUUGAAGAUAGUGACUAAGACAUGGAGAGGGUAUCUGCUUUGAAACCUCAUUGAAAGUCACUCAAGAUGGAAUCCAAUCAAGUGCGUCGGUGACAUCAAGGUCAGGCCAUCGAAUAUUGGUUGGUGAUUGAUGUGACUGGAGGUUAAUGAGGUUGGAGUCUUGUGUCAUGAACUUAUUUGAUAUCAAUGUGAUUAUUUGAAAGUGAAAUGAUGACCACGAGCUAUUUUCAUAAGCAAGUACUUCACAACCCUGCUCAAGCCUCGCUAUGAGAUGCAAAAUGGCCG